UAUUCUCCUCUUUUCUCUCCAAUUAUUCUCUGAGCUGUAAUAACAAAAAAGAAAAGAUUCUCUCGAUCAAACUUGCCGGAAUCCAUGGAAGACUUCGGCCGUCAACGACCAUACGGAGACGGAGGGAUGCAGAUCCAGCCUUACCACGGCGGCGCUUCGGGAACCGGAGAUUUCAGGAGCUAUAGCGCAUCGUACGGGACGAGGGACAACAAUAUAUACGAUGUGAAAAAGGAGAAAUCGAUAGCAAGAUCCAAGUCGUGGGGAAUAACGGACCCGGAGCUCCAGAGGAAGAAACGGGUCGCGAGUUAUAAGAUGUAUGGUGUUGAAGGUAAAGUCAAAGGCUCUUUUAGAAACAGUUUCCGAUGGCUUAAGCAGAGGAUCCAGAAAUUAGGUUAGAUGGGGAAUUUUCUUGUUUGAUGCUCUUUGAUUAAAAUUAUUAGUUUCCU
This is a messenger RNA of Arabidopsis arenosa, 446 nucleotides long. The record is from the annotation of a GenBank genome assembly. NCBI's taxonomy places the organism in Eukaryota, Viridiplantae, Streptophyta, Magnoliopsida, Brassicales, Brassicaceae.